GUUCGCUGCCAGAAUGGAGUUCUUCGGUCGGCAAGGGUACGGCCGCGGCCAGGAUGCUGCGCGCUCCCUCGUUGAAGGUGCUGUGAUCGUGACGCCUGGUGUCUCGUUUGCAAAUGUUGGCCAGUUGACGGUGGAUCUACUGGUCAACUCAUUGCUUGUCCAAGAGGUCGAAAUGAAGCUGGUAGGGCACUUGUACUCCAAGCAUGUUCCCCCGAUGGCGGGAUCGUCGGCGUUUGCUACACAAUCGUCGUCUGGGCUGUGCUUGAACCUCGAGGUGUACGUCCUCUCGAUUCCAUCAAACGACCAUCUCGAAGACGCACCCAAGGUUGUGUUUGUGCAGCAGCGAACGUCCGUCAUUCAGGGCGAAAUCCAGGCGUUCUGCGACGAGUUUGCCGCGUGGGCAUCUGCCUGCCACGCCGCUCAAGUCAUCGUCCUGUCGGGUGUGGACAACAUGCUUCGACAUGACGUCAACAUGCACGAGCGCCGCAUUCAGUGGUUUUCCACCGACAAGCUGCCUGUAUUGAACGAACCGUUCUUGCAUCAAUUCCCUCCGUUGACUGUGGACGAAGGCGACUCCCUCGUUGACAAGCAAGACGUGUGGUCGAGCGUUCGCGGUGCUGGACUCGCCCCCAAGCUGAUCACGUCGAGCGCCGCCCACUCGAUCCCUGCGCUAGCGGUGCUUCUCCACUGCGCCGAAGGCAACAACGUCCCUGACGCCAUCCAUUUGGCCAGUUGCAUUGUGCAAUACCUCGGCCUCCACAACCAGAUCAAGUCGUUUCGGUUGGUCCUGCCUCCAUCAUGGGCACAACUGUACGGCCGCGACCCAGCGAUUGCGUUGUACGCCUAAGUACUUCGACAGCGUCAGGAAUUCCAUCCACGGACGGCGACGACUCCAUCGCCGGCAGAUCCCGUCAUCGUCGAUGGAACGUGUCAGCGUUUCUCGAUCGAGUCCACUCGUAGUGCCUGCACAGUUCCACGAUCCUUAAAGUCGCCAAAACGAUUCAUGUAUACAUGCAUUCCAUUUAUCA
Molecule: messenger RNA, 1028 nt
Organism: Aphanomyces invadans
Lineage: Eukaryota; Oomycota; Saprolegniomycetes; Saprolegniales; Verrucalvaceae
Exons: 6
Coding region: 14-847 (277 amino acids)
Biological process (GO): proteasome assembly
Cellular component (GO): cytosol; nucleus
Source: RefSeq, a predicted model, not a curated record